AUGUCGAGCCAAAACGAAGGUAUACCAUUCUAUAAUGCCCCCGACAGCUCCGGUUUUCGUUUAAUUGAGCUUCCCGCCGAACUCGAGGCCCUGCUCGAGGGUCCCAGCCCGCCCGUCCUCUACUUGGAGCCCGGCGCCGAUGACAUGGUCACGCUUAGAAGCCCCGAGCAUACCUACAGCGUCAGACAGAAGAGCACGUCCAACGGCCUGUUCCUCAUCAAGCCAUACACGCCUGAUACGGCGUCUCCUCAACAAGGUAUCGCUGCUGUUGCUACUAUCAAAGAGACGGUUGAGCUUGAGCGCGUUAAUAAAACGAUCAUCGUGGAUCGGGCACCAAAUACCAAAAGUCGUGGUAAAUGGCAUGAGAAGUUUGGUCGCGCGCGGUAG
Messenger RNA from Beauveria bassiana ARSEF 2860, 387 nucleotides. RefSeq lists its product as uncharacterized. Gene Ontology annotation, cellular component: Ctf18 RFC-like complex. Bases 1 to 387 code for a protein of 128 amino acids. The record is from RefSeq and is a predicted model, not a curated record. The transcript has 2 exons. NCBI's taxonomy places the organism in Eukaryota, Fungi, Ascomycota, Sordariomycetes, Hypocreales, Cordycipitaceae. Gene Ontology annotation, biological process: mitotic sister chromatid cohesion.